Molecule: messenger RNA, 3364 nt
Organism: Dipodomys spectabilis (banner-tailed kangaroo rat)
Lineage: Eukaryota; Metazoa; Chordata; Mammalia; Rodentia; Heteromyidae
Gene: Cd40
Product: CD40 molecule
Exons: 9
Coding region: 37-873 (278 amino acids)
Biological process (GO): positive regulation of isotype switching to IgG isotypes; positive regulation of B cell proliferation; cellular response to tumor necrosis factor
Cellular component (GO): CD40 receptor complex; external side of plasma membrane
Molecular function (GO): signaling receptor activity; antigen binding; protein binding
Source: RefSeq, a predicted model, not a curated record
CGCCUCUCCCGCCCGCCGCCCCGGCCGCUCCCCGCUAUGCUGCUGCUCGGCGUCCUCUGGGGCUGCUUGCUGACAGCGGUGUAUGCAGAACUGACCACCGCAUGCAGAGAAAAUCAGUACCCACUGAACAAUCAGUGCUGUGAUUUGUGCCCGCCAGGAAAGAAGUUGGUGAAUGAAUGUACCGAGUUCGCCCAGACAGAUUGCCUGCAGUGCGGCAGAGGUGAAUUCUCAGAUACCUGGAACAGAGAGACCCGCUGCCACCAGCACAGAUACUGCGACUCCAAUCUAGGGCUCCAGUUCCUGAGGAAGGGCACAGCGGAGACAGAUGCAGUCUGUACCUGUGAGAAGGGCCUGCACUGUCUGGGCCGUGCUUGCGAGAGCUGUGAGCUGCACACGCUGUGUGGCCCUGGCUUUGGAGUCAAGCAGAUUGCUACAAAGAUGACUGACACAGUCUGUGAACCCUGCCCUGUCGGCUUCUUCUCGAAUGACUCAUCUGCUUCUGAAAAGUGUCGACCCUGGACAAGCUGUGAAGCCAAAGACCUGGUGGUGCUGCAGCAAGGAACGAAGCACUCUGAUGUUAUCUGUGGUCCCCAGUCUCGGAGCAGAACCCUGGUGGCGAUCCCUGUCGUGAUCGGCAUCCUGUGCGCUGUCUUCGUGGCGUCUGUCUAUAUCAGUGAGUCUUCAGGAAAGGAAGCUAAGAAGCGGAAGGCUAAGGCCCUCCAUCCUCAGAACAUAUGUCAGGACCCCGUGGAGAUGGAGGACAUCUCUGGCCACAACCCCGCAGCCCCGGUGCAGGAGACCAUGCACGGCUGCCAGCCCGUUACCCAGGAGGAUGGCAAAGAAAGCCGCAUCUCAGUGCAGGAGAGGCGGUGAGGCUGCGUCUGCGUGGGAUGGGGCGUUCGCACGGGUGCCGCCCCUGUGGCUGGAGAGCUGGGAGCUGCUGCGAGCUGACUGCCUGAAGACAAGGGGUGGGCACUGGCGUAGCCACGCCUUCUCUGCCGGAACCCCUCAGGUUUGAGAAGCCCCAGCACAGACACAGACCACAGAUCACCUUCUAGAACUUUCCUGCCUCUCCUGGAGCCAUCCAGACUCUACACUUGCUUUUUGAAGGUGGAGGAAUACAGGGUGUGUGUGGGGCACCAAGUAGCACCCAUGACACCUUCCGACCCAGCCCAGCUGGUCAGUACUCAGAGACAGAUCUUGAUGCAGCAGCGCGUGGGAGGCUGGAAGUCAGGGACGGGCCCAACUCACUGCCAAAAAGGCAGGUUGUCGGUACAGAAACUUUAAAACACCAUGUAUACACUAUAUUAGAGUAUAUGUAGUGUAUGACAGUGUAUGCAAUAUAGCGUGGUAUAUGUACACUGCUGCAUAGUUAUGUAAGGAUAUCUGUGGGUAUAGGUAUGAUACAAUAUAUAUAUAUAUAUGUAUAUAUAAUUUAUGGAGGCAAAAUAACAAAAAUAACCAUUUAUGUAGGCUCUGGAAAGACGCACUGAAAACUUAAAACUCGAGAGUGGUAAUGUCUGGGCCAAGGGAGGCAUAGCUUUCCCAUAAUGCUUCAUUGUUUUUUUUUUUUCCAAAGGAGAGUAAAUUGGCAUAAUGCAUAUGUAAUUAAAAAAUCAUCAAACAAAAAAAAUCAUCAAACAUGUAGAAAGAAAACCAGGGGUGGACAUGCUAGGUGACAUGAGCUGUUUAAUUUGCUGUCAGCCUCUCAGAAUGAGGGCAUUUUCUGAGAUAAAGCAUGUCCUCCGGCUGCUGCCCCUUAGGGCAGUUCCAAGUGUGCUCACAUUUGGUAUCAGCUUUGUUUAAAAAAAAAAAUUCUCCCACUUGACUCCAGUCCUCGCAGACAGCCUUCCCAGGCAGACGGGGUCUGCAUCUCUGCUUCUUUUUACAGAGGGAGAAAACAUGGGGAGAUGGGGGUGGGGCAGGGGGCAUGCCUGUAGCUCAUUCCAGUGACUAGCUACUCAGGAGGCUGAGAUCUGAGGACCAGGAUCCGAAGGCAACCAGAGCAGGAAAGUCCAUGUGACUUUUAUCCUCACCUGACCUCUCUAAAACCAGAAGUGAAGCUGCAGCACAAGUGGUAGAACACUUGCUUGGAGUGAAAAAGCUGAGGGACAGCACCCAGGCCUUGAGUUCAAGCCCCAGGACCUGCACUGACCCUCUGGAAUCUCUGUGUCUAGCUCCUUACAGGGAGAGGCUGGGACUUCCAAUGCCUUCUGACCUCCCCUCUGCUCCCUUUCCCCGCCCCCAGCAGCAUCCCAGGAUAAAAAUAAACCGCCCUGUUCUCUUUUCCUAUUGUGCCAACUGAGCCUAGUCAGGAGGAGCAGCAGAUGGAGUGGGAGCAGAGGGGAGGGGAGGAGGGCCGGAGGACAAGGGGGUGGAGGGAGAGCCAAUCAAAGUGCCAUCCAAAGGCCAGACACAAAGACCGAGAGUGGCCGGUGUUAACCCAGGGAUCCCAGCCUUUCCCAGUGAGAAGCUGCUUUGGAUUUCUCCCCAAGCCCUGUGAACUGGAGGCUAGGGGUGAGGAGCACUUGCCCCAGUGGUGGCUAUAAGGGCAGCUAGGAGCCAAGAGACGGGCACCCGCUUGGCAGGCUUCCCAGAAGCGUUCUGAGGACCAUUUGGAGGCACCAGGUGGAAGCCUGUAGUGCAGAAAGUGGAGCAAGGUGGAGGCGUGGGGAGGGGGAAUGUUGGGGCCUCAUCUCCCUCUGCCACCUAGAUCCCAGGCAAGUGGAGCUCAGGCCUGUGUGGUGGAGAGAGGCACCAGACCCUCGUCUGCCCAAGUCCCAGGCUCCUCUUCUGUGAGAUUGUAGAUCUUCUGAUCAUGGCUACCUGGGAAACGGUGGCCAGCCUCGUGGCCAGUGUGGUUGGUCCUGUGUUUCCUCCUAAGUCAGAGGUGCUUGGUUGGCCUGAAGCAGCAGCAGAACCACCUGUUAGGGGACAGCUUGCUGGGCCUCACUGCCAGUGCAUUGGCUCAGCAAGUCUGGGACAGGGAUCAAGAAUGUGCACUUCUAGCAAGUUCCCCGAGUGUGACUGAAGCUGCUGUCCAGGGAUCACACUUUGAGCUUCCAUGUGGCUGCUUAAGCAGCUAAUAAUGUCUGCUGCUGGCCUUGGAUGGCUGGGCUUGGAGCUGCCCUGGUUUGAAAGGUGUGCUUGGUGAGCGUGUAGGCCUGGUAUGUGCCUGGGAGACUGAGUUCCUGGGAGCACGCUCUCAGUCAACCUGGGGUGCAGGAUGAACACCCCAUGCUCCGUGUCCUUUGGAGGGAAAAGUCGAGGGGGGUGGGGAAUGCGUUCUGGGCCCCAUGCAGCCAUAGGUUAUAUACUAUUACCUUUCUAUAUUUGCUUUACUAAUAAAUUUUCCUGUUUUCUA